Messenger RNA from Mya arenaria, 3217 nucleotides. Its product is annotated as N(G),N(G)-dimethylarginine dimethylaminohydrolase 1-like. The transcript has 6 exons. Gene Ontology annotation, molecular function: dimethylargininase activity; amino acid binding. Gene Ontology annotation, biological process: arginine metabolic process; positive regulation of nitric oxide biosynthetic process. Lineage: Eukaryota; Metazoa; Mollusca; Bivalvia; Myida; Myidae. The record is from RefSeq and is a predicted model, not a curated record. The coding region runs from base 69 to 977 and encodes 302 amino acids.
UCACUUCCUGUUUAUUUCCGCGUAUGCUUGUGUUUAAAACCAUACAACUGUAACCAUUUUAAACAAAAAUGACCACCACAAGGUCCACAGCUUUUUCCUACAACUAUGCCAUCAUCUGCCGCGUCCCGCGAAGCUUUGCUGAACGUGGAGCACUUGCAGAAGGACGUCAAAUCGAUUACGAGGCCGCUCGCGAUGAGCAUCGGCAGUUGGUUGAUGUUUUGAGGAAAUGUUCUCUAAAUAUCAUCGAGCUACAGGAGGAUGAAGACUACAAAGAUUGCUGUUGUGUAGAGGACUGUGCAGUCAUUAUUGGGGGAACAGCCUUGAUCACUCGGCCAGGACUGAAAGUUAGACAAGGAGAGACAAAAGAGAUCAGACGAGUGUUAAAGUCCGACCUUAAACUUCGAAUUCAAGAAAUACAUGAUGGGUCCGCUACAUUAGAUGGAGGAGAUGUACUGUUUACUGGAAAGGAAAUCUUUGUCGGUAUUGGAAAGAAUACAAAUGAGGCCGGAGCGCAGGCUGUUGCUGAAGCAUUCCCGGAAUAUGUUGUCGUUCCGAUCUACAUGGAGGCGACAAAAGCUCUCCAUCUGAAGUCUCUGUGCAGUAUGGCAGGCAGGCAGGUCAUCGCCGUCAGCUCGUCGGACUGUGGCACAAAGAUUUAUAGGCAAAUCAAGCAGCAGGCCCAGUUCAGUUACGAACUUCUGAAGCUGGAAGAUGACUCUGCGGCCAACAUGAUUUACCUGAAUGGACGCCUCAUUCACCGAACACGAGAUGAGAUGGCGGAUGUUUGCUGGAGUGUACUGGACGAAAAGAUUUUAAACCCUCGCCACCAGACUUCAAUCAACGAGCUUUCGAAGGCGCGCGUGACAUUGUCUAGUCUCGUACUUCUGAUCAACAAGGAAAAGCGUGCACGAAAACUCGUGUCCAACUUGCAAGACGAAGAUAUGGACCGAUACGCAACUAUCAAAACACUUAAAUAGACCAAUCUAAUUAAAACCAUGUACGUCAAGACAGAAACAUUUUAGAGAUCAAGCUUGUUUUUAUAGUAUUCUUAUAACAGGGGUUUUAUAGCCUUGUAUUUUUUGUCAGCCAUUAAACUUAUGCUUGAAUUUGGUAAACAAUGCGUUUAUAUAAAACUUAUGCUUGAAUUUGUUAAACAGUGCGUUUAUAUACAUACAAGAACAUGAUUUCCAGUCAUUAUAAUAAUAAACAAGUUUCGACCUAAAAGUUUUAAAGAAACCCGUUACAAGAUAUACCAGGUAUAUUUGUCACUAAGGACUAUUCCAGUAAAACAUAUACCCCAGGGGGAGGGAGUUACUUUAAUAGUAUAUGUGUGGGUGUCUUUUUUGCUUAUUUGGACCCCGAAAUGGUAUAUUUGCUUCUGUAGGGGGUUGGUAUACUUUAAAAGUGUCUUCCCGCGGGGGUUAUAUGUUUUACUGGAAUAGCCCUUAUAAAAACACUAGGUUUUUGAUGCUGAAAGCAUUUGGAAGUUUUUAGUUUUAAUAGCAUUGUAAUAACUCGUACCAUUCCUCUGCCCCAUUAUUUUGUUUGUGCCCUUAAUUCAUUUCAUGACUAGUUAUAAUCAUAUACCGGGUAGUUAUUUAUAAGGAAUUAGUACUGUAUUUUUGCGCUUUUUUUAACUUAUUAAACAAAAGGUCAUCAUGAAAUAACAAUUUAUGUUUAAUUUAAUAAUGAUUUAUGUUUAGUUUUUCCAUCAUAAGUGUGACAUUUUCAUUCCAUGUCUGUUAAGAUAUACAGCAGUUUAAUUUGUACAUAUGAAUAAUUGUUAAUACAAUAUUUUACGAGGUGUUUUUAUACAUUAUCACUGUAAGACAAACAAAUUUUUGUUUCAUGCUUUUUCCAUGGUUUAUUGAACAAUAUUGGUAGAAUAUAUCUUGAUAUAUUCACUGAUUGAAAAGGUGAAUUUAUCAAGAUUUAGUUUCACUGAUUUUCCUACAUAAGCCUGAUAUUUGAAAAAAACCGCUGUAAAUACAUAAUUGUGCAGGGAAGAAAAAUCAGAGACAUAAUUUCUGGAAUAUCGUCAUUAAUUUGGCUCCAAUUUGAAAAUUUAAAAUAAUUUUUAUAUAACAUCAAUAAACUUUUAUUUUUAAAUGAAUUGAAAACAUGAAAUAAAAAAAAAUAAAAAAUCUGUGAAGGUGUAAUUUUGUAAUAUAUUUCACAUUGUGAACACCAAAACUGUAAGUUUACUCGUGAAAUACAGCUUUUUGUGCUCACACUUUGCUGCGCAUUACUUUACUCUGAAUUUUUUUUUACUGCUAUAUACAAGCCAAGGUCUUCAGUGAUCACAUUUAGGUUGCAUUGAUUCGAGUGUUGUUAGUUCCCUACCUUUUUAUAACAAUUUAUUUUUUGAAUCUCUUAUUGUCAUUAAGUAAAAAACUGAUAUACAUGAGAGUAUGAUAUAAUAUAAAUAUUUGUUUUUUUAAACAAAAAAUAAAUUGUUUAGUUUUCUGUUAAGUUUAACAGAGCUAUAAAGUGUAAAUGUAGGUGUUAAAAAUUUUCAUGCUCUUGUUUGCAGAAAUGUUAAAUACUUUAAAACAAGGAUUACUUUUAUUUUACACUUUGCUUAAAUUGCUUAUCAUUAUAACACUACAUUUAGGUCUGUGUGGCCAUUUCAGGGCAAAGUAUACAUUUAUAAGCAUUAGAAAGUUAACUUUUGUGGCUUUUUGAUUGAUUGAUUGAUUGAUCUGAUUGAUUGUCUGACUGAUUGAUUGAAUGAUUGAUUGAUUGAUUGACAGUCAUCAAAAUAAGUCUUUUGGAUGAACAAGCCGGAAUUCUUAUAAUAUUGCUUGGCAUCAAAUUUUUUAACAAGCCCUGCUAUAUAAAAUUCAGAAUUUAAGCAAGCCCGAAAGACGCUUAACCAGUGCAGGGCUUGCGGGCUUGUGCUAAUUUCAACCACUGGAUUGAUUGAUUGAUUUAUUGCUGUUUAUUCAGUUUAAGAUAUACUUGAUGAACAAUUCCUACAUAAUACAUUGAGAAAAAUGAUUACAUUAAGCCGUACUUGAAAAUACAUCACAUAAAAUUAUCACAACAUGCUUAAUUUGAAAAUAUUGACAAAAUUCUUUGGCUACAAAAUAUCUUUGGACUAAGAACUUAAAAACUUUGAUAAAAAUUGAUAACUUGACUUUAGACAGAUAAAUUAAUUUUUAUGUGUGAUGGAUGGCCCAUGUAAGUCUGAAGGUUUUCAUGGAGCCUCUGUGGU